AUGGAGGAAAAAGACGGGUUGAACGGUUCUGGGUUCAGGGUAAAAGGCGAUGAAGCCCCUCAGAGCUACAGAGUCGAGCAGAGGGUUGAAAAUCCCGGCGUCCAGUUUGGCGGGUCGACUGCGCCGCCGCCUCCGGUGGUGCCAUCUCCAAACGCGGUGGUUCCGGCGCGGGCUCCGUCGACGGAGUUGAAGAAGAAAAGGGGGAGGCCAAGAAAGCAUUCAGGAGAUGGUUCUGCUGCGGCACUAUCACCCAUGCCGAUAUCUGCUUCGAUACCCUUCACCAGCGAUUACUCCUCGGCUUGGAAGAACAGUGCAAGCCGGCCGGUCGACACUUUCAAGAAAAAGCACAAGUUGGAAUUUGAAAAUCCAGGGCAACCAGUGGCAAACCCUUUUACUGGAAGUUUUAUACCUCAUAUGCUAACGGUUAACACUGGCGAGGGUCGUUUCGAAAUCCUUUCUCUAACAGGAUCAUUUAUGCCGAGUGAUAAUGGGCUGACAAAAAGCAGAUCUGGCGGGAUUAGUGUCUGUCUUGCGGGCCCCGAUGGCCGUGUAUUAGGUGGAGGAUUAGCUGGCAUGCUAGUCGCAGCAGGUCCUGUUCAGAUUGUUAUUGGAAGUUUUCCUCUUCCCGGACAACAGCAACAAGAGCAGCAAAGGCCUAGAAAACCAAAUUACGAGCAAACGAUAUCAUUCACUCCCGUUGAUGCUAAUAAUCCUAUUUUCGAACAUAGAUAUGAAGCACCAUCAUAUAACGGGCCAAAUCCAAAUUUGACAAAAUCAGCUUCUUUCAACUUGGUUAAUAUAAACUCUUCUCACAGCCCCAAAAGCACAGAUAGGGAGCCGAGCCAUGAAAUAACGUGUUGAUUAGCUUAAUUGUUGUGUUUGUUUUUUAGUUUUUACCCGUACGUUUUUCUAUCUUUUUUUAUUUUUUUUUUGGUGGUGUAGAAGUUUUUAGGCUCAUGGGUGUGUCUGUUUGACCCGAACUUAUUGUUUAUCGAUAGGUACACCAGAUUAGGAUUGUUGGUCGUUUUAGGAUAUUUUGGUGCUGUACUUGUUGAUUUUUCGUACUCUGUGUAAUGAUGUUAUUAUGUACUUUUGUAUGAAACUGGAAUUAAUGGGUUGAAAUUGCAUGCAUUAUUCAUGAAGUGAUUCGAUUCUACUGUUUGCUUCUAUGAAUGUAGGAUGUUUGA
This is a messenger RNA of Striga asiatica, 1187 nucleotides long. The record is from the annotation of a GenBank genome assembly. NCBI's taxonomy places the organism in Eukaryota, Viridiplantae, Streptophyta, Magnoliopsida, Lamiales, Orobanchaceae.